AUGAGUAAACCGAUAGAAUAUCAACUAAUAUUAAUCUUAAGAAUAAUAUCAAUUUUUGUGAUAAUUUCAUGGGGAGCAUGUUCUGCAUAUGCAGUCAAACAUCGAUCCUAUUUGCCUUUAAGCCGCUAUAACAUAAGAGGGAAAGAGAGAAGUGUAUCCCUUAACUUAUCAACUAGCCAAAAUGAGUACAAUUUGAAAAUUGUUUUAUACCCAGACCCUGUUCUUCGGAAGAAGUGUGAUGAGGUGGUUCACUUUGAUGAUAAUUUGAAGACACUGAUAAGAAGCAUGUUCAAAAUAAUGUACGAAAGCAAAGGAAUAGGAUUAGCAGCACCUCAAGUUAAUAUCAGUAAAAGAAUUAUCGUUUGGAAUGCAUUGUAUGAAAAACAAAAAGAAGAAAAUGAAAGAGUUUUUAUUAAUCCUACAAUUGUUGAACAAAGUUUAAUUAAAACGAAAUUAGUAGAAGGAUGUUUAUCAUUUCCAAAUAUUGAAGGAAAGGUGGAUCGUCCAAGUAUUGUUUCAAUUAGUUACUAUGACUUAGAAGGUAAUAAACAUUUAAAAAUUUUGAAAGGAAUUCAUGCAAGAAUAUUUCAACAUGAAUAUGAUCACCUUAAUGGUAUUUUAUUUAUAGACCGUUUUAGUCAAACAGAAAAGCAUAAAGUUCGUGCUAAAUUGAAUGAAAUGAUACGUAUAUUUAAGAGUAAUUUUGAGGAAGAGCCAGCAGUGUGA
Molecule: messenger RNA, 726 nt
Organism: Plasmodium gonderi
Lineage: Eukaryota; Apicomplexa; Aconoidasida; Haemosporida; Plasmodiidae
Product: peptide deformylase
Exons: 2
Coding region: 1-726 (241 amino acids)
Biological process (GO): peptidyl-methionine modification
Cellular component (GO): mitochondrion
Molecular function (GO): peptide deformylase activity
Source: RefSeq, a predicted model, not a curated record